Molecule: messenger RNA, 3303 nt
Organism: Caenorhabditis bovis
Lineage: Eukaryota; Metazoa; Nematoda; Chromadorea; Rhabditida; Rhabditidae
Source: the annotation of a GenBank genome assembly
AUGAAGGCAUUUUUAAUCGCUGUGGUAUUCGUUUAUUCCGUUAAUGCUACUUCAAUUGACUGGUGCGAAUAUUGGGCGAGAGUUGGAAAGAAGAGUGAACGCCCUGAAUGUGCUGGAUACGAACUGCCCAACAAAUUAAGAAAGUCUGAAGUUCAAUGUCCUCGAAACGAAGUAUAUAGUUGUUUGGAUUGCGAACCGACGUGCCAGAAUCUGGUGCCGAAAUGCCGCAAGGUACGCCGUCGAUUCGCCACUAUUUUCACAAUCCAUGACACUCGCGUGCAACGAAGUGUACAGGAGCAAUGUAAUCGUGGAUGCGUUUGCAAAACCGGUUUCGCUAGAAAUGCUCAGAAAGUUUGCGUUCAAUUUCGCGAGUGCGUCAAUUAUUAUCCGGUUAACAAUGCUGUUAAAGAAGUAGAACCCCAUGAAGAAGGAACAGUUAUGCAAACUGUGAAGAAAAUGGUGCCAGUAAUUGUGAACGACGUAUGGAAAGCUUUCUUUAAUUCAAUUCGAGACAACCUAAAAAGAAAUUAUCGGGUUUCUGGUGAAGUAAUUCUUCUCGAAGUUGUUCGUCAACUAGAAGAGGAUAAUGAUGAACUUAAGAAGCGUAUUUUUAACAACGCUAAUCGCUGGAUACCAUUGCUGAUUGCUAGUUGUGGGCAUCCUCUAUCAAACAUGGAAAAGUCUGAAAGGUGCAUAAUUUUGGGCCGUCUUUGGAAACAAAUUGAAAGAAAUAUGAAAAUGAUUCCUGUUUGGGCAUGGAAUGCCAAAUUCGAAGUUUUAAAUGAGAACGAAGCGGAUUGGAAUGAAGUUGCAGAAAUGGAAAACUUAAGAAAACAUGGAACAGAGCCAGAUAUUCACACAUUUCACUUUGUCAUUGAUAAAGUUGUUAAAAGCGGGGACAUUGAAGCUUGUCGUAAUAUGGUGUACGAUAUGGCUAGAAAUGGGUUUUCAGUUGAUAAAAAUAUCAACGCUUCGAUGACUUAUUGUUUUUCGAUUCGUGGCCAUUACGCUAAAGCCGAUUCGCUGAUUGAGCAGGCCUCGACGAAGUACGGCGAAUUUGGCGAAAGUCUGGCUCAUGGUGCAGCGGCGCGAGCAGCGGCGUGUCGUGGUGAUAAAAAUCGCCUACGAGUCGUUUUGCGUCGAUGUGUAGACGAAAAAACCAAAAGAUUGCAAAUGUCAACCGAAGAUAUUUUCGAAACAAUUUGGCAUUUAGCCGAAAAAAGUCAUGAUGGUACCGGAUCCGAGUGCGAGCAGCUCAUCGAACAAAUGCUCAAUUGCACGUCGAGAAAUCACGGUUUCUUUCGGAAAAUGUUUAGAGAAGUUGAACGCCAUAUUUCCCAUCGACAUUAUUACUCGGCCUUAGCUCUACUCGAGGACACUAAACGAGUUUCCGAUUGCCUUGAGAAUCAGCAGAGAAGUUUAUUCCUAUAUCAGCUUCUUGGACGCCUUGCUUCGCAACUAAUUCGAAACCAUGAACCAGCCCAUUUGAUUCGAGAUAUUGCCAAUCGAGUACACUUUGCUUUCAAUGGAAAACGAUCGAAAUUCCGUGUUCGAAUUUACGAUGAUUUGCUUUUCGCAGCUCUUAUGCUUAAGGAUUUGAAUCUCGAAGAUCGUAUAGAGUAUUUUCGAACAUUUGUGGAUGAUAUUGAUGCCAAAAGGGAAAGAAUUCACAUUAGCCUUCCUUUAAUAUCCUCAGAAUCUGAAAUUGAUCAGCGACUUGCUAUCAUUUUCCGUCUCUCCAGUAUGGGGUACAAAGACUGGUCAUCUAUCGAUAUCGAGCCUUUAAUCAAUAUUAUUCUACAACCAAUUUAUGAUCAUGGAAGACCCAGAAGAGAUAUGUCAAGACUUGAUAAAGUUGGAAGGAUUCUCAAAAGUUAUGGAAUCAGCGAUAAGAAUUUAUGGAUGAUGAUGUUCAAUUGGUCCAAGAAAAGAGCAUUUGAGGAACAUCGCAAAAUGGAAGAACUAUGGGAAAAGCCAUAUUCGAGAGAUCUCAGAGGAUGGUGUAAGGCCUACUAUUCCAGUACUUACGAUGUUCCAAAGUCAUCAAAAAAAUCACCGGUGCGAGUGCCUUAUGAAAAAUUCAAAUCGUGCGUCGAACAAGGGGACAUUGCGAAAGUCGCCUCGAUACUUUCAAGUGCAGAAAAUGGUGGUGGAUGGCCAACUGAUACAAAUUUUGAGGAAAUUGUUCCUAAAGUAAUCGAAUUGUAUCUGAAUCACGAGUCUUGGAAAAAUGUUAAAAAUAUGCUGAUAAAUUUAUCCUCAUUGUCAUCCACGUGGAAUGAAGAACCGGUGAAGACACCAGUGAAAAAUUUCCACCUUUUAAUGAUUUUGAGAAGAAUGGCUGAAGAAGAGGAAAAGUUUUCUGUGCGCCAACUCACUGAUUAUGCAUAUGAGCUCCGAAAUUUGUUUCCAUAUGCAUUGUCUCACUACGAGAGUUUUUUUGAGUCGCAAAACGAGUACAAGAAAUUAUUUGCCCUUUGUUUUGAGAGAUUGGAAAAAGUUGGACUGACGCCUUCCUCAAUUGAUGAACUAAUUGAUUUCUUACGCUGUUUGGUUAAGAUUGAACUCAUCCAACUGCACCCAAGCGAGACGUUAACAGUAUUCUUCAUCAAUAUUGUUUUAAAGCGAGUAGGAUGGGAAGAGGCUCUGAAUACAUGGCAGAAAUUUCUGUCGGGACUGCAUUGUCCAAAUGGAACCGUCGCACUUUUGCGGCACUGCCUUUAUCAGAAUACGGAUGAAGCUAGAACUAAUAUGCAAUAUGUUAUUCAUCGUGGUUCGACAUUUCUCUCGAAAUCGCGAAUUGCCGUAAUGCACAUUGCCGUCUUGAUUGGAAUGCGAAAAUAUGAAGAUGCCGAGAAGGCUUGCGACAUUUGUGGAGAUUCAAUUGAUUCCAAUGAUUGCUUGAUGGCCAUGAAGUUAAUGAACUCGUUGAAAUCAAGAUCGUUGGACGAGCAAUUUAUGUUGGAUUUCGCUGCAAUUUGUCUAAGACGUCUCAGAUUGUCACAGAACAAAGAAGCUGCACAAAAUAUGCAAGCUGAUUUGCUUAGGAUAUGCGAUUCCAAACAAAUGGGUCCCACGGCGUUGCGGGUUUAUGAACUUUUUUCGGAUUAUGAGGUUGCGCUCCGCCAUGACGAAAAGAGUCGUCUGGCGGCUGCCAUUGAGAAACAUUCGAUGUUGGCAAAAAAAUGGAUGCUGAAACCAAAUGGAUUUUUAAACCUGACGGAGAAUGAUGAGAUUAUUACCAAUAGCGAUGAAGCCCGAAUUGAGAAGAAGCUUAAAAAAGAGUUGAAUGUCACGGUUUAA